CGAGAAGGGAUGGUAGCGCAGAAUUAAAUGUAGAGGAGGCCUGGGUUUGACGGCUGAAGGACAAAACGCGUUUUCUGUGAAAGUGCAGUCGAACAUUUGCAUACUGUCACGUAAAUGCUACGUAACUCCUUCGAUUAGCGUCGGGAGAGCUUGGGAAACACUCCGAGGAGAAGGAUCAGUUUUCAGUAUGAUGAGACGAGGAUGAGCAAAGGUGCAGUGUUUUUGCUUUUUACUCUUUUGAUUACCGGGAUAAUAUGUCUGCUGAGUAUUGUCCUACAAUUAGACAACUCGGGGUCGCUCUUGCGUGGGUCUUUCGACUCGUGGUAUAAAAAUAACCUUACUCUCGCCAGAACAAGUCGGAUACGAGCGGACUAUGUGAAUCCAAACCUUUCAUAUGAACACUGCAGUAUCAUAUUUAAAUGGGGUGAAAUGUGCCCAAAGUUGUACACUGAACUUGGAGGAAAAUGUGAUUUGGUAGACGACACUUUUCAAUGCCCGGACAUUCGUAACUUUUCAAAAAUUCGUCCGCGUCAAGCUCAACUUGUUUUGACACGAAUGCUCCGCAUCUUCGAUAUCCUCGCACAAAAGUAUGGAAUCAAGUACUGGAUUAGCCGCGGGACUCUACUCGGAGCUGCUAGACACCAUGGAUUUAUUCCCUGGGACGGGGAUGGCGAUAUUGAAAUGCCCUUAGAUGAUUACGUCAAAUUUUUUCAAGUUGCGGCCAAGGAGUUACCGGCCGAUAUAUUUUUUCAGAACUCCGUCAGCGACCGUGCGUUAAGACCGUCUGAUGUAAGCCAUUAUCACAGGCAUGAAGUAGUUUUUAUAUAUCAAGCAACAUAUAACCCACGACUCAGAGACAGAAACAGUUGUUAUAAAUACUGUAUGACUUACAAUUGUAAAUGGCACGAUGGACUGAUGAUCGAUAUUUUUGUAACACCAGACGUGGACAAAGCGAUUUAUCCUCUGAGGAAAAUGACGUUCGAAGGGUUCCCUUUCAAUGUGCAGAAUAACUGGAGAGAUGAUUUAGUAUCCCGCUACGGAGAAAAUUGGUUCGAAUAUCCAACGAACAGACCACCAGAGGAAAAUCCUGAUGUAUUUAAUGGCUGUGAGAAACUUAAGAAACAGAAAAAAUCAGGCUAGCACAGAUUAGUCUCGAUUUUCAAAGUGAUGUUUGAUUAUGCGCCACAUAAAUGAAAUUUAUCUUGACAACGUUAAUAUUUGAGGGUUAGAUUGCUUAUUUUCGAUCGAAAAAUCGCGCAACGAAGCAUUACAAAAUUUGUAUUGAAUAUCUCCAAUUAUUAAUUAUUUUGAUCAAUUCCUAAAUUGGCAAAAUUUGUAUUCUUUUGAGCAUGUGAAUAAAUAAGUAAGUUUAAUAAAACCUUCAGCCUGCCUGAUGACCCAGGCCAGUUGAUGGCCUCGAUAAAC
Messenger RNA from Stylophora pistillata, 1425 nucleotides. RefSeq lists its product as uncharacterized. Lineage: Eukaryota; Metazoa; Cnidaria; Anthozoa; Scleractinia; Pocilloporidae. The record is from RefSeq and is a predicted model, not a curated record.